CAAUCAUGGAUCUCUAUGGCUCAAGUUCAUGCCUUCUCUAUACUCUUGUCAUGGCAAUCUCCAUUUUCUUGUUCAUGCUGUUUCUGCCCAUUGCAAACUCACUGUCCUUCAACUUCACUACUUUUGAUCCCAAUAUGGCAGAUAUAUCCUUCCAGGGCGAUGCUUUCACGUCCAAUAAUGUUCUUCAACUGACAAAGAAUGAAAAAGUUGACGAUAACGAUAACUUCAGAUAUAGCGUUGGCCGGGCCUCAUAUAAGCAUCCUGUGCGACUUUGGGAUGCCAAGACAAGAAGGCUUACAGACUUCACCACCCACUUCUCCUUCAUCAUGAAAAGGAUUCAUGACAAAUACCAAUCUGGCGAUGGGAUGUCUUUUUUCAUCGCACCAGUUGACUCUCAGAUCCCAGACAAUUCGAGUGGUGGUUUUCUUGCAUUAUUUAAUAAUGAUACUGCCUUAAAUGCCUCCAAAGAAAAUCAAAUCAUUGCGGUUGAGUUUGAUAGUUUUAAAAACGCAUGGGAUCCGGACGAUAAUCAUGUAGGCAUCCUUGUGAAUUCAAUUAUAUCUGUGACAAAUGUAACAUGGAACAGCAGCAUUACGAACGGGUCACAGGCUAAUGCAUGGGUAAGUUAUAACUCCACUACCAGAAAUUUAAGUGUUUUUCUAACUUACGCCCAGAAUCCUGUGUUUAGUGGUAAUUCUAGCCUUUCAUAUAUUGUUGAUUUGAGAGAUUUUUUGCCCGAAUGGGUUAGAGUAGGUUUCUCUGCUUCAACAGGGAUGUCGGUUGAAUUACAUUACAUUAUCUCUUGGGAUUUUGAUUCGAGCUUGGAAAUUAAUCAAAAAGCCAGACACAAAACACGAUUGCUUGUUUGUAUAUCUGUGGGUUUGGGGAUCUUCGCUUGUGCUGUAAUAGGUGUGUUUUGGUUAGUGUUUUGGAGAAAAAGGCAUGGUGGUAGAAACGAAGAUGAGGCUGAUGAUGUUUCUAUGGAUGAUGAAUUUGAACAAGGAACAGGACCUAAGAGGUUCACUUUUGCUGAACUAAGUCGCGCAACAAGCGACUUUGCUGAGAGUGGAAAGCUAGGGGAAGGAGGAUUCGGAGGCGUUUACAAGGGACUGUUGAGCGAAUCCAACACACAAAUAGCUGUUAAGAAGUUCUCAAGGGGAUCGAAACAAGGUAAAAAGGAGUACGUAUCAGAAGUGAAGAUCAUUACUCGAUUGAGACACAGAAAUUUGGUUCAACUUAUUGGUUGGUGCCAUGAAAGAGGUGAGUUCCUUCUUGUCUACGAGUUCCUGCCUAAUGGAAGCCUCGACUCCCAUCUUUUUGGAGGGGAAACUGUGUUAAUUUGGAGUGUGAGGUACAAAAUCGCUUUUGGGUUGGCUUCUGCCCUGUUAUAUCUCCAUGAAGAGUGGGAACAAUGUGUAGUACAUAGAGAUAUCAAGUCCAGCAACGUCAUGUUGGAUUCAAAUUUCAAUGCCAAGCUUGGUGAUUUUGGUCUGGCCAGACUUGUAGACCAUGAGCUGGGUUCGCAGACAACAGUUUUGGCAGGUACGAUGGGCUAUUUAGCUUCAGAAUGUGUCACCACAGGGAAAGCCAGUAAAGAAUCGGAUGUGUAUGGUUUCGGGGUGGUAGCACUCGAAAUCACAAGUGGAAGGAGGCCAGUCGAUACAACGCAAGAACCAAAUAAGGUAAGGCUUGUGAAAUGGGUAUGGGACCUGUAUGGAAAAGGGCAUCUUCUUGAAGCUGUAGACAAGAGGUUGACUACUGAAUUUGAUGAGCGGCAAUUGGAAUGCUUGAUGAUUGUAGGAUUAUGGUGCUGCCAUCCUGAUUUUGCACAUCGGCCAUCAAUAAGGCAAGUGAUAAGUGUCCUGAAUUUUGAAGCUCCAUUGCCUAGCCUUCCUGCAAAGUUGCCAGUGCCAAUAUACUAUGCACCUCCUAUGAAUCUGCGCGAGUUCUCCUCCACAUCUUCGGGCUUAACAACUUCUGAGAGCAGCUGCACUACGAAUUCCUCCCUCUUGCCAUCUAGGUCUACUAAACCUCAUUUGAAUGAAGAGGAGCCUAAUGUCUGAUCUUCUCUAGAUUAUAGGCUUCAAAACUUGUACCUGUGGUUAUUGUAAAUUUCCUUAUUAAUGUCUUAUUAACGUACCUGUGCCUAUUGUAAAUUUCCUUAUUAAUAUGGCUGAACAUAUAGAUUGUGGUGCAUGAAUGUCUUAAACUCAUUAUAUUCCAUUCACCUGCUGGUUGAUCAUUGAUGAAAACAUGCAAAACAAGACCAGCCGAAUCUACUGUAAGAAGAGGAUUCUGUACAUUCUUC
Hevea brasiliensis (rubber tree) is the source of this 2308-nucleotide messenger RNA. RefSeq names its product L-type lectin-domain containing receptor kinase IX.1-like. Bases 6 to 2063 code for a protein of 685 amino acids. The transcript has a single exon. Gene Ontology annotation, biological process: protein phosphorylation. The record is from RefSeq and is a predicted model, not a curated record. Gene Ontology annotation, molecular function: protein kinase activity; ATP binding; carbohydrate binding. NCBI's taxonomy places the organism in Eukaryota, Viridiplantae, Streptophyta, Magnoliopsida, Malpighiales, Euphorbiaceae. Gene Ontology annotation, cellular component: plasma membrane.